Molecule: messenger RNA, 1652 nt
Organism: Syngnathus acus (greater pipefish)
Lineage: Eukaryota; Metazoa; Chordata; Actinopteri; Syngnathiformes; Syngnathidae
Gene: trim35-29
Product: tripartite motif containing 35-29
Exons: 2
Coding region: 417-1652 (411 amino acids)
Molecular function (GO): zinc ion binding
Source: RefSeq, a predicted model, not a curated record
UGUUGAUGGACAUAGCGUGUUUAGCUCCUUGUUUGUCGCAUUCUUAAUCUCUUUGUGCGUGUUUGUUGUUGUGAGGUGGGAGGAGGGCUGAACGGUUAUUUUUAUAUCCAAAUCGCGAUUUCUUUGCCCUGACACACCCUGAACUGGGUCGUUAUCUCGUUUAGCAGUGCACUUUGGCACCAGGCACACUAGUUCUGCAAUAAUAAAGCCAUAUAUGUGGAUGACGUUAGUCUUAUCACUGUGUCAUGAGUUGAAGACUGACAAUAAAAGCCAAAGUCCAGGAAACAAGACUUGGACUCUCGGACUUCUUGGAUACAAAACGAUCCUUUCGCUAGUCACUCAGGCAGACGUACUGAGGCUGUCUGCGAGUGAACAUUUGAAAGCUUGAAGGCUGAGGCGGUAUCUUCAUCAGGACCAUGGCAAGCCACGUCGAGGCCAGUCUCGAAUGUCCGGCCUGUUUGGAGAUCUUUAAAGAUCCUGUCAUGCUGCCGUGUACUCACAGCAUCUGCAAAGACUGUCUCCAGAAAUGGCCGAAACAGAAAGGCAGUUACUCCUGUCCAAUCUGUAGAACAGAGUUUAAUUCCAUCGAUUUGCCUUUGAACUUGGCACUGAGGAACGUGUGUGAGGCUUUUUCACUAGCCUCAAUUGAGUCGAAGGACAUCUCCAGCUUCUGCCAAGAGUGUCUCCGGAAAUGGUCGGAGCAGAAAGGCGGUCACUCCUGUCCAAGCUGUAGAACAAAGGUUAAUUCCAUGGAGAUGCCUAUGAGCUUCGCACUGAGGAACGUGUGUGAGGCUGUUUCACUAGGCUCAAUCGAGUCAAAGGACAUCUGCAGCUUGCACAAGGAGAAACUCAAACUCUUCUGUUUGGACCACCAGGAGCUUGUGUGCAUCAUCUGCAAAGAUUCAGAAAUCCACGAUGGGCACAAGGUCCGUCCCAUUGAUGAAUUUGCAAAAGGUUACAAAGAGAAACUCCAGGAAGUCCUGCAGGAUGCAAAGAAGAGCCUGGAAGUUCAUAACAAGAAAAGGGACAACUGGAAUCAAUGCUCCGAGUACAUCAAGGUUCAGAGGGAGCGUGUGGAAAGCAAGAUUAAGAAAGAUUUUGAGGAGCUUCGUCGCUUCCUGCAGGUUGAGGAGGAGGCCAGGUUGUCUGCUGUGAGGGAGGAAGAGAGGAACAAGACUCAGAUGAUGAAGGAGAAAAUUCAGGCUCUCAGCACAGACAUGGCCACUCUCUCAGACAUGAUCAGAACCGCAGAGGAUCAGCUCUUGUCUGACGUUUUCGUCAUGAAGAACUUCCAAACUGCAAUGAGCACAUUCCAGUUACCUGUCUUGUCCGAGCAGCUCCCAAGGGGAUCUCUCCUGGAUGAAGCCAAACACGUGGGCAACCUCAAGUUCACUGCAUGGGAAAAAAUGAAGGAGAUUGUUUCCUACAGUCCCGUCAUUCUGGACCCUAACACAGCCGGUGUAAGACUCAGUCUGUCUGAAGAUCUGACCAGCAUGAGUGCCGGUGAACAAAAGCAGCAUCACCAAAAUCCAGAGUGGUUUUCAGAGAACAUUCAGCGUCCCCAAAAUCCAGAGUGGUUUUCGGAGAACCUUGUGCGCGGUUCUGCUUUGGCCCUGCGUACUUGUACAAGUAUCUGGGAUUUUGAGUGUUAA